AAAGUUUUCUUAUUAUCUGUUUUUAACUUCGAAAAAUUUGUAAAAAUAUGAACAGUUGCAUUUUCGCUUAACAUAAAAAGUAGGCGUGGCAAAUUACAUAAUUUUAAAGUGUAUAAGUAAAUAACCGAAAAAUAACAAAUGUGGAUAAAGCGGAUUUCCAAUCGAUUCUUAAACGUUUUUCAAUUGGUGAUUCUGUGCUGCUUUAUAUUUGUGUUCGCCUUUUAUCGGAGGACAGAAGAAAGCAUAGAAAAGGAACCCCUGAUUUCGAUCGGUGAAGAUGGUUUCUUUGUCAAUACCUCGGGAUGUCGAAUAAGUUCGAUGAAGCCGCUUUCGGAUUUUGCUCUGUCCUUCAUGGAACCCUUUGAACCCAUUAUUUGCCCAAUGGUGCAGCUGAUGAUCGCCGAGACCAUUGAGGGCCGAAAUUACCUGGUGCGAAAUAUUUCAAAGUCUGGACUUCUGUCGUGCUGUCGUGUUCGGCUCUUGAGGCAAGUCACCUGCAUUUAUCGGGAGUUCUUCAGGGUUGACGACUCAAAUAAUAAGUACAUCUCCUUGGAGUAUUUCCUGCUAGACAGCCGAUCAAGAUACCUUGAGGUGGGAACGGGUCAGCAAAAUAUCCGUAUCUGGUGCUGGGUGGACUUUGCCAGGAUAAUUUUCCAUGAUGUCCUGUAUUUUCUACCGCCUCCCAAAAAUGCUUCUAAGGCAUCUUCGCUGCAGGAACGACUUUCGGUGAUGAUCCUUGGAGUCGAUUCCAUUUCCCACAUGCAUUAUCUGCGAUACUUUCACCGGGUGGCCGACUUCAUUGAGCACUUACCCCACACCGAGUUCUGGGGCUAUAAUCGAAUUGGGCUGAACACCUAUCCCAAUCUAAUGCCGCUGCUAAGUGGCCUUUCGGUUUCGGAGAUAGAGCAAUCCUGCUACGACGGCAGACCCAAUUUCGACGACUGUCACUUUUUGUGGGACGACUUCAAGAAAGCGGGAUACACCACGGUCUACGGAGAGGACACCGAUAUAUUCGGAUUAUUUAUCUACCGGAAGAGGGGUUUUAGCAAGCAGCCCACCGACAUCUACAUGCGUCCAGUGAUGCCGGAGAUCGAAUCACAUACUAUGUACCGCACAAAGUUGGAUCUCAAGUGCACCGGCAACCGUCUCUACGGAGAAGUGUUCUACCAAUUCAUCUUGAAUCUGAUUCCGUACAUGCAGCACGUUCCGCUUUUCUCAUUCUUUUGGAAUAUGCACGGCGUCCACGACUACUUUCCCUUUGCCAAGCUGGUGGACAAGGACUACUUGAAUAUAUUGAGGGAGUUGUACGAAAAGGGAGUGAUGGAGCACACUCUGAUACUGUUCAUGGGAGAUCACGGCUUGCGGUUCGAUAAGUUUGCCCGCAGUGCACCAGGACGAAGGGAGAUGUCACAGCCACUCUUGAUCGCCAUAUAUCCGGAAUGGUUGAAAAGGAGAUUUCCCCUGGCCAUGUCGAAUUUCCAGGAGAACGCUCGAAGUCUGAUCACGACAUUCGAUCUGCACGAAACGCUCAAAGAUGUAAUCCAUCUAGAUCGGUUAGGUGAUGACAAUGUGGAGAUCAGAACUCGGUGUUUGAACAACAGUCGUGGCAUCAGCCUGUUUCUACCCAUUCCCGAUCGCAGAACUUGUCAGAGUGCUGAAAUACCGAGUCAUUACUGCCUCUGCAACGAACUGACCGCCGUUUCCACUUACAACAGUGCCGUUCAAGAAGCUGCCCGCUUCGCAGUGGCCAGGAUUAAUGAGCUGAUCGAGCCCUAUCCUCAGUGCCAAAAACUGCAACUAAAGAAAGUUCGGACUGCUUAUGGAUCCAGAGAUGAAUCUAAAGGUCGACACGAACUUUCGCAGAUUAUGGUCCGCCUGAUGACGGUUCCUGGAAGUGGUAACUUCGAUGCCACCAUUCUUGUAACGGAGAUCGGCGAGAAGGGGACUCUGAAACUGGGAGGUCCAAUCACCAGGACAGACAAGUAUGGCCAUCAGUCCUACUGCGUUCAAAACUACCGCAUAGAAAUGUAUUGUUAUUGCUUGUAAUUUUUUUUAAUGAUUUACUCUACUUGAAUCCCUUUGGUGAGAAAUCCUAUUUUUUUCCCAUUUUACCACUGCUUGUUUUUCAGAGUGUACCUAAUUACAAUGAUUUAUGAUACCAUGAAUGUUUUCUCCGAAAUAUA
This is a messenger RNA of Drosophila ficusphila, 2183 nucleotides long. RefSeq lists its product as uncharacterized. The record is from RefSeq and is a predicted model, not a curated record. Lineage: Eukaryota; Metazoa; Arthropoda; Insecta; Diptera; Drosophilidae. Bases 139 to 2046 code for a protein of 635 amino acids. The transcript has a single exon.